Enterobius vermicularis (human pinworm) is the source of this 194-nucleotide messenger RNA. The record is from the annotation of a GenBank genome assembly. NCBI's taxonomy places the organism in Eukaryota, Metazoa, Nematoda, Chromadorea, Rhabditida, Oxyuridae.
AUGGGUGCAGAAGGUAAAGCUGGUUCACAAGGCUCACAGGGUGAGGCUGGUGCUGCUGGUAUGGAUGGUCGGGAAGGAGCUCAGGGAGCAAUGGGCGUCCAGGGUGAAGACGGUCCGGCUGGUAUUGCUCAGAACUGUGGACGUUGUGCUUUACCAAAGCUUGCUCCUGGUUACUUUUUCAAGAAACACUAAGA